UUGGCCCCAGCGGCUCGCCGUCGUCCCGGAAAGGAAGCCGGUAGCGAUGGCGGCAGGGGCGCCGCCGCCGGAUCCCCAGGCGCGCUUCGGCCAGUCUGUGAAGGGACUGCUCACCGAGAAGGUGAACGCCUGUGGCACCGACGUGAUCGCUCUCACCAAGCAGGUGCUGAAGGGCUCCCGGAGCUCCGAGCUCCUGGGUCAGGCGGCUCGAAAUAUGGUCUUGCAAGAGGAUGCCAUCUUGCACUCGGAAGAUAGUUUAAGGAAAAUGGCAAUUAUAACAACUCAUCUCCAGUACCAGCAAGAAGCCAUUCAGAAGAAUGUGGAGCAAUCGUCCAAUCUACAGGAUCAACUGAACCACCUGCUGAAAUGAAAUGGCAACCAAGGGCUCACGAGCACUUUCAAGCUGAUAGGGAAAUGCAUUACUCUGGAGCAGCAGGGACCAUCUCUUUCCACCUCCCACUCCAGCAGAUGAGUGCUAACACUGAGCCGUGAUAAGCUCCAGCUCGAUGACAGAUGUCAGAGCGGACUCUGUGAAUGCGCUUCUAACUUCAAGAGAAACAAACAUGUCGGUCUAAACUAGGCCGCAGCAGCACUUUAAUUUGUUUCGCUGAAGCAGGCUUCUUAAUCGGUCAGUCAGUGGUAUCUGUCGAGCGCUUACUAUGUGCAGAGCACUGGACUAAGCGCUUGGGAAAGUACAGUACAACUCUAUCAGAUCUAGUUGUUUUUUUUUUUAAUUAAAGAAGAAUUUAGAGAAAUCUGUAUGUAUCUCUUUUUUUUCCUUUUUAAAGAGUGUCAGGAUCCAACUCUUCAUGGCAAAGCUAUAUUGUCCAAUUAGGAAAUCAGAUUGGGUUCUUGGGAUUUACAUGGAGUAGUCUUUACGUUAGAAAUCCUUCCCAGCAAAAUAAUAGAACUGAUUGGGAGUCUAUGAGAAAUAAAGCUUUCCUGUUGAACAGGACUAGCCAUUGUUCUAAGUCGAAAUUAUGUAAAUUUCCAAGUAUUUGUAGUUUUGGCAUUCUGUUUUAGUCACAAAUUAUAUUUAUAAUUUAAUUACUAAUUUUUGUUUCUGCUAAAACUAGAGUUUGGCACAUUAUAUCCUGCUGGCAGCUGUAACCUCCUGCCUUGAACUACAUUCCUGCAGUUUCUUUGUUCUUCCAUCUCUUGAUUAUGUGGCCUUGGAUUCAUUUUGUAAUUCUGUAGGUCAUCAGCAAACUAAUCAUCCAUCACAUAGCUGCCAAAUUCUACGGCCGUAAAUCCCUUUCCUGCGUUACUGUAGUUCUCAGUAAGUGAUGGCUUUGUGCAGAAGAACCCUGUAUAGUAAAAACCUUGAGUGUGUACCAGACUAUUAUUAUUGUUAAUAACAAUAAUCAUAAAGUAGCAUAGUCUAGUGGAAAGAGCACAGGCCUGG
Ornithorhynchus anatinus (platypus) is the source of this 1405-nucleotide messenger RNA. It is a transcript of the gene BORCS7, whose product is annotated as BLOC-1 related complex subunit 7. The record is from RefSeq and is a predicted model, not a curated record. Gene Ontology annotation, cellular component: BORC complex. Bases 47 to 370 code for a protein of 107 amino acids. NCBI's taxonomy places the organism in Eukaryota, Metazoa, Chordata, Mammalia, Monotremata, Ornithorhynchidae. The transcript is spliced from 5 exons.